Messenger RNA from Tupaia belangeri chinensis (Chinese tree shrew), 3353 nucleotides. RefSeq names its product extracellular leucine rich repeat and fibronectin type III domain containing 1 (gene ELFN1). The coding region runs from base 452 to 2935 and encodes 827 amino acids. Gene Ontology annotation, cellular component: plasma membrane. Gene Ontology annotation, molecular function: protein binding. The transcript is spliced from 3 exons. The record is from RefSeq and is a predicted model, not a curated record. NCBI's taxonomy places the organism in Eukaryota, Metazoa, Chordata, Mammalia, Scandentia, Tupaiidae.
AAGCUGUCUUGGCGAUCAUUUGUCCUACAGUUUGUCCUGACCCAGGCUGUUCUUCUGAGUCCGGAAAGAAGAAGAAGAUGCCCAUGAGCCCCACAGGGAGGAAUCCUGCAGCCUGCACUUCUCAGGUGUGCCAGGUCAUUGGUGGGCUCUGACCCACAGGAACGUCAGAGCAGGAGGAGCAGGUGUGCUGUCAGGACACCCCAGCCCAUGGGGAAGGAGGCUUCGGUCGCUGUGGGACUUGGGCAGAAGAUGAGAGGCAGCUGGCCGUGAGGGAGGCACACUCCCUCCCAGCGAUUGCACUGUGCGACCAUGUGGUUUGGGACAGGACACCCCUGAGAGAGCAGGCAUCUCCCCCUCCUACCCCUCUGUCCCUUUGGGGGCUGUCCCUGGCCCCCACCCCCCAGACCAUCCCUGGGCAGGCUGAGCAGGGUCUCCCGCAAGGGCGGUCCCGAUGGCCGGGCGCAGGUGGGGAGCACUAUGGGUGUGCGUGGUGGCCGCCACCCUUUUGCACGAGGGCGGGCUGGCCCGCGGUGACUGCUGGCUGAUCGAGGGUGACAAGGGCUUCGUGUGGCUGGCCAUCUGCAGCCAGAACCAGCCGCCUUACGAGGCCAUCCCACAACAGAUCAACAACACCAUUGUGGACCUGCGGCUCAACGAGAAUCGCAUCCGCAGCGUUCAGUAUGCCUCCCUGAGCCGCUUCGGCAACCUCACGUACCUCAAUCUCACCAAGAAUGAGAUCGGCUACAUCGAGGACGGUGCCUUCUCGGGCCAGUUCAACCUGCAGGUGCUGCAGCUGGGCUACAACAGGCUGCGCAACCUCACGGAGGGCAUGCUGCGUGGUCUGGGCAAGCUGGAGUACCUGUACCUGCAGGCCAACCUCAUCGAGGUGGUCAUGGCCAGCGCCUUCUGGGAGUGCCCCAACAUCAUCAACAUCGACCUAUCCAUGAACCGCAUCCAGCAGCUCAACAGCGGCACCUUCGUCGGCCUGGCCAAGCUGUCCGUGUGCGAGCUGUACAGCAACCCCUUCUACUGCUCCUGCGAGCUCCUGGGCUUCCUGCGCUGGCUGGCGGCCUUCACCAACGCCACGCAGACCUACGACCGCAUGCAGUGUGAGUCUCCGCCCAUCUACUCCGGUUACUUCCUCCUGGGCCAGGGCCGUCAUGGCCACCGCAGCAUCCUCAGCAAACUGCAGUCUGUCUGCACUGAGGACUCUUACACAGCCGAAGUGGCCGUUCCCCGCCUGGUGCCUGGACGUUCGCAACCAGGCCGCUCGCCACCGCCACCACCACCACCGGAGCCCAGCGACAUGCCCUGCGUGGAUGACGAGUGCUUCUCGGGGGACGGUACCACGCCGCUGGUAGCCCUGCCCACACUGGCCACGCAGGCUGAGGCCCGUCCCCUCAUUAAAGUCAAGCAGCUGACACAGAACUCGGCCACCAUCACGGUCCAGCUGCCCAGCCCGUUUAACCGCAUGUACACUCUGGAGCAUUUCAACAACAGCAAGUCCUCCACCGUGUCCAGGCUGACCAAAGCCCAGGAAGAGAUCCGCCUCACCAACCUGUACACACUCACCAACUAUACCUACUGUGUGGUGUCCACCAGCUCCGGGCUGCACCACAACCACACAUGCCUCACCAUCGGCCUGCCCAAGCCACCCAGCCCACCUGGCCCAGUGCCCAGCCCCUCCACGGCCACCCACUACAUCAUGACCAUCCUGGGCUGCCUCUUUGGCAUGGUGCUGGUGCUCGGCGCCGUCUACUACUGCCUGCGGAAGCGGCGGCGCCAGGAAGAGAAGCACAAGAAGGCCGCUGCAGCAGCCGCAGCCGGCAGCCUGAAGAAGACCAUCAUUGAGCUCAAGUACGGGCCCGAGAUGGAGGCGCCUGGCCUGGCCCCACUGUCCCAGGGCCCACUGCUGGGCCCUGAGGCUGUGACUCGCAUCCCGUACCUGCCUGCGGCCACCAGCGAGAUAGAACAGUACAAGCUGGUGGAGAGCAGCGAGACACCCAAGCCCAGCAAAGGCAACUACAUCGAGGUGCGCACGGGGGAGCAGCCGGAGCGCAGAGACUGUGAGCUGGGCCGGCCGGGCCCCGACAGCCAGAGCUCAGUGGCCGAAAUCUCCACCAUAGCCAAGGAGGUGGACAAGGUCAACCAGAUCAUCAACAACUGCAUUGAUGCGCUCAAGUCUGAGUCCACCUCCUUCCAGGGCGUCAAGUCCGGGGCCAUGUCCACGGCGGAGCCGCAGCUGGUGCUGCAGUCUGAGCCGCUGGCCGGCAAGCACAGCUUCCUGUCACCUGUGUACAAGGACACCUUCAGCCACGGCCUGCAGCGGCACCACAGCGUGGAGGCUGCAACCGGGCCCCCACGGGCCAGCACCUCAUCCAGCGGCUCUGCACGCAGCCCCCGUGCCUUCCGUGCCGAGGCCACCGGUGUGCACAAGGCUGCGGCCGAGGCCAAGUACAUCGAGAAGAGUGCGCCUGCGACCGACGCCAUCCUCACUGUGACGCCCGCAGCUGCUGUGCUGCGGGCCGAGGCCGAGAAGAGCCGCCAGUAUGGCGAGCACCGGCACUCAUACCCUGGCUCCCACCCAGUGGAGCCACCCGCGCCACCCGCGCCCCCGCCACCCCAUGAGGGCCUGGGCGGCCGCAAGGCAUCCAUCCUGGAGCCCCUGACCCGGCCGCGGCCCCGCGACCUCGCCUACUCGCAGCUGUCCCCGCAGUAUCACAACCUGAGCUACUCCUCUAGCCCCGAGUACACCUGCAGGGCCUCCCAGAGCAUCUGGGAGCGCUUCAGACUGAGCCGGCGGCGGCACAAGGACGACGAGGAGUUCAUGGCGGCCGGCCAUGCCCUGCGCAAAAAGGUUCAGUUCGCCAAAGACGAGGAUCUCCAUGACAUCCUGGACUACUGGAAGGGUGUGUCGGCCCAGCACAAGUCCUGAGCCCUCGUGCCAGGUGCCCGGUGCCCUCGCCCAGCCCCUGAGCCCCUCCCCGAAACUCGUGAUGCCCACUGGACCAAAAAGGAUACAAGAUCCACUGCAGCUAUCUGUAACCCAGAGACUCUCACCGCAAAACCCACACACACGCACAACACACCACAGCAAUGGUUAAAGCCUGGGGUCCCUGCAGAGGCCACGGGGGGCUGGUGACAGCAACAGCAAGCCAGUGUUUUGAUGUUCAUGUCAGCUGCCCCAAGAUGCGGUCACUGACCAGUGCAAGCAGUGUGUCCACACACACACACACACACACAUACACACAUUCACACGCACACAGACACACAUACACAAGGGACUUCAGAAAACUGUGUCUUAGGGAUGGGGGUGGGGGUGGGGAAUUUGUUUUUUCAUUAUCUUUCCUCUU